Messenger RNA from Chionomys nivalis (European snow vole), 1986 nucleotides. RefSeq names its product serine protease inhibitor A3N-like. NCBI's taxonomy places the organism in Eukaryota, Metazoa, Chordata, Mammalia, Rodentia, Cricetidae. The transcript has 5 exons. The coding region runs from base 56 to 1315 and encodes 419 amino acids. The record is from RefSeq and is a predicted model, not a curated record. Gene Ontology annotation, molecular function: serine-type endopeptidase inhibitor activity. Gene Ontology annotation, biological process: negative regulation of endopeptidase activity.
CCCAAACACUGGACUCUGCUGUCACAGACACUGGCAGCUCUGCAGGAGAAGAGAGAUGAUGGCCAUCCUUAUAGCUCUUGUACUUUUGAUUGCUGGGUUCUGCCCUGCUGUUCUCUGCCAACCAGAUGGUACAAUAGGAACCACAGUCCAAGAAGAAAAAAAUAGUGGGGCAGGAGUGGACAAUCUAGCACUGGCCUCGACCAAUACUGACUUCGCCUUCAGCGUCUACAAGGAGCUGGUUUUGAAGAAUCCAGAUAAAAACAUUGUCUUCUCCCCACUCAGCAUCUCAGCUGCCUUGGCCGUCCUGUCCCUGGGAGCAAGCAACAACACACUGCAAGAGGUUCUAGAAGGUCUCAAGUUCAAUCUCACAGAGACCCCUGAGGCAGACAUCCACCGGGGCUUUGGGCAGCUCCUCCUCAUGCUCAGUCAGCCAAAUGAGGAGCUGCAGAUCAGCAUAGGCAGCACCAUGUUUGUUGAAAAGCAACUGCAGAUCCUGGCAGAGUUCAAGGAGAAGGCGAGGGCGCUGUACCAGGCAGAGGCCUCAAGUGUCAACUUCCAGCAGCCUCAUGAGGCCAAAAAGCUCAUCAAUGACUAUGUGAGGAAUCAGACCCAGGGGAAGAUCAAGGAACUGAUCUCGGACCUAGAUGAGAGCAUAUUAAUGGUGUUGGUGAACUACAUCUACUUUAAAGGGAAAUGGAGGACGCCCUUUGACCCUGAUUCCACAUUUGCGUCUGACUUCUACUUGGACAACGAGACGACUGUGGAGGUGCCCAUGAUGAAACUUAAAUUUCUGAGCACACCCUACUUCCGGGAUGAGAAGCUGUCCUGCAGUGUGGUGGAACUGAAGUACACAGGCAAUGCCAGCGCCCUGUUCAUCCUCCCUGAUCAAGGCCGGAUGCAGCAGGUGGAAGCCAGCCUGCAGCCAGAGACCCUGAGGAAGUGGAGGGACUCUCUGAAGCCCAGCAUAAUUGAUGAGCUCUACAUGCCCAAGUUCUCCAUCUCCAGUAACUACAGCCUGGAGGGCAUCCUUCAACAGCUGGGCAUCAGAGAACUCUUCUCCAUACGGGCUGACCUGUCUAGGAUCACAGGGACCAAGGACCUGAGAGUCUCUCGGGUGGUCCAUAAGGCUGUGCUGGACGUGGCUGAGAUAGGAACAGAAGCAGCGGCUGCCACGGGAAUGAUGUUGAUGGGAUCGGCUCUGAUUUUGGAACCUCUGGAAGUGCAUUUUGACAGGCCGUUCCUGAUGAUAAUCUUUGACACAGAUACUCAGUCUUCACUCUUUAUGGCCAAAGUCACAAAUCCCAAGGAAAACUAGAACUUCCCAAGUGGUGAGGCUUCUUCCUGGGAGCCAGGGAUUAAGCCUGUAUGUGGGUCUCUACGUGCAUUUUGGCCUCCAUGCUCUGAUUGGCUGUGGUGUGCCUGGAUUGGACAGUGGCAGCGACUAACUGUAUGGCUCGACCAAGCGCAGGGUUCUGAGGACAGACAGUGUCAGGUUCCCAUCCUCUUGGCAGCACUAGCUCAUGCUCCUGAGCCUGAACUCUGUCUUUGUGGCCCCUCCCUGCUGCCUCUCCUCUAUGUGCCUAUGCCCAAAGCUUGGGCCCUGGCAGGUAGACUCAGUUCCUAUCAAGGCUCUGGUUAUGUCUGCCUUUAUGUUCCUCAGCCUUUAUGGGAGGAUGCACACUUAGAGGUCAACCAUGUUCCCUCAUGCCCAGGACUUAGAAGGGAAACAACCACCCUGAGUCAAUUUCCUGCAUCUGCAACUACUUGGUGUUCAGUUCCUGCCUCACCCUUUUCCUCUUUCACUCUCUGCCAACCCCUGUCCCUUGCAGGGUCUCCUGGUCCUGCCCACAUCCCGCACAGUGUUGGAGCACUCGCUCCUGCAGCUGCCUGGAGCUGGUUGGUCUGACCAGCUCCUUUCCCCAGUACACCUGUUAGUAUUUGGGCAUCUGUACUGGCCUGACCUGGGUACACAUCCUCAGCCACUAA